AUGGGAGGAAUACCUGAGCCACCGGGAAGAAGAGACAUGAAUUUAAAUGACUUUGUGGUGCUUCCUAACAACAAGGCCAAAUCUGUCAAGCUCAAUGCCAGGAACCUGCAAAAACUGCAAAUGGAGACUGUGACCCUGUCUAAUGAGAGUAAAGAGAUGGAGGAGAAACUGCGACAACUGAAAGACAGCAUGAGCAAAGAGAAGGAAGAGAGAGGACAAUCAAGAAGGUUUAGAUGGAUGUCUGGACAAUGUGGUUCUUUAAGCAGCAAUUCUCCGACUAACAGCUCUAUGAAGAACAUGGAGAACAAACUCCAAAAGCUGUCAGCAGGCAAACUGAAGAUUCGAGUGUUGAAGGACGAACCACCGACAGCCUCACCUCUAUCACCACCUCCGCUUCAACUCUCCACCAGUGGUCUUCGAAGAAAAAACAGACUGAAGGGAACAAUCUGUGGACAGUGUGAAGUCAAGACAGCUGGACUAAUGUGUGCUGAAUGUACCGAGAACUACUGCAUUGGUUGCUUUGCCAAAUUUCACCAGAAGGGGGCACUGAAGCUCCACAGCAUGAUCCCCAUUCAGACAGACUUACAGACCCAUGUGAACACUCGAGAUGUUGUCAACUGCUUCCAGAGGCAGAUUAACCCCAGCUCCCAUCCCGGUACCUUUACAAGUCCUAAUCCCAGUCCCAGUGCCACCCUGAAUUCCAAUCACAUUAUCACAUCCAACGCAAUUACCAGAGGAGGAAGAGAUGAGAGCCCAGAAAAAGGAACAGAGGUUGGGGAUAAACAUAUGAAAUUGCACCGUGACUGCAGCCAGGUGUUGGUUGUGAAUCAUGGAGAGGAGAAAACGAUGGUGGGAAGAUUUGAAGAUGAUAAUAAAGGAUUCCCAUCCCCUCUUCUCAUUGGGGAAUAUAAUGAGGAGGAGUCUGCAAGCUCUUUCCAGGAGGCUCUCAGACAGUGGAGAGGGGAGAAGAGCGAUGGAGGAGAGGAAGAACCCAGGACAAAUGUGUUGUGGAUACCUGUCCGACCAGUAUCAGUGUCAGCUAUGGCGACCCAGGCUGACCUCCCUCCAGACAGAGAAGCUGAAGGACAAAGAAAAGAAGGGAGAGAAGAGAGGCUACCUGUCAAGGUGGAGUUCAAAGAAAACAGCCUUACCCACUUGGACAGAUUACGCCUCAAGAAGCACCGCAGAACACCAACUGAAACUUAUCCUCUAGUGACCUUUGGCACAGAUUUAAAAUCACAACCUACUACAAACACUGAGGAGGAGACUGCAAACAACCUAACCGCUGAGGAAGAAGAUUUUCGUCGCUACUAUGCAACACUGUUCACUGCUCCUGUCAGCAGGGGCAGGACUGAGCCACAGAUUACUACACCUGAAUCGUGCCUUGUCAUACAAGUCCUGGAUGAGACAUGCAGGGACAUGAAGGAAAUCUGCGCUGCGGAACAGAAGACGGACAACAACAGAGGGGUCCCCUCUGUUCGGCAGAUUUCUGGGAAACGAAAUACGGUGGAGUCCCAAACAGCCCUCUACAAAAGUGGGUCCUCCAGAGUCAGCCACUCUUCUCCUGGUCUGACAGAACCAUCCAGACAGUCUAAACCACAACCCAAAACAGCUCAGAAGCUCCAUUCAUCCAAACCUCAGACUUCACAAGCAGAACGCAUAUCCACACCCAUCACCAAAAUCCCUAGAACCAAGUCCAUCACAGAUAACCCUUACACCAUAUGA
Messenger RNA from Stegastes partitus (bicolor damselfish), 1725 nucleotides. RefSeq names its product zinc finger, B-box domain containing (gene zbbx). Lineage: Eukaryota; Metazoa; Chordata; Actinopteri; Pomacentridae. The coding region runs from base 1 to 1725 and encodes 574 amino acids. The record is from RefSeq and is a predicted model, not a curated record. The transcript has 14 exons. Gene Ontology annotation, molecular function: zinc ion binding.